UAAUGGUUCAGGCUAAACAAGUUCACAUUCCUGCUCAUAGUAUCGGUGCCUUUUUUGAGAUGGGUGAUGUGCGGGCUCAGCUGACCCCGGAGACUCCAGGCCGCGUCCAUGUCCUCAAUCCCUUUGAGAGUCCAAAUGACUAUUGCAGCUUACAUGAGCCAUUUGUCUCCAGCCCAACAGUGUUCAAGCCUACGAAGUCUUCCGCAACUCCACGACAGUUCAGAUGGUCAAUUGAUCAGCUCGCAGCAAUAAACCCUGUUGACAUUGACCCUGAGGACGUUCAUCGACAAGCCUUGUAUUUAAGCCAUGCCAAGCUAGACAAAGAAAUAGAAGAGAGAAGACAAAAGGCUAUUGAAGAGUUUUUCACCAAAAGGACAAUUGUUCCAUCGCCAUGGACACAACAUGAAGGAAAGCAAGCUGCUCAGUUUCAUUCCACAAAAUGUGUUGAUAUAAAUGAGUCUCCUCUUGCAAGAGAGCAAGUUGUAACCCCUGGGAAAAGUACAGUUGCAUGCCAAACACAGUUAUCAUUACCAGCUGACUUUGACAUUGAAAAAGUUCUAGGUGAAUAUUUUCGGACAGAGGAAAAUGCAGAUCAGUCACAGGAGAACUUGAGCUCCUCAUCUCUUAGAAGAAAAUUGUUUCUGGAUGGACAGUUCAAUGGAUCAGAGUGUUCAUCCCCAAGCUCUCCUGCGCCAGGAUCUUACGAAGCCCCUCCAGCUUCUCUAGGCGUUCUUUGCUCGAUUGAUUUGUCUCCGGUCCGUUGUAGGAGUCCUAUGCAGACACCUAGUUCGGGUCAGUUUUCUUCAAGCCCAAUCCAGGGUGGAAGAAGAGCAUAUAGCUUGGGGAGUAUAGAGAGUCCUACAUUCUUUGAAAAAUCACCUAUGAGAGAGAUGUCACCAGCAUUCUCUCCUAUCUCUUCUGCACUGGGACGAACUCCAAUGGCAGAACAGAAGAAGCUGUCUUUCCCAUCACCAGAGGCUCUUUCUGCUUCAAAGUCCAUGGUUAACUCUUGCACUGCAAGUCCUUUAAUUGAAGGCUGCUCUCCCAUCAGAAGUGUAUUUCAGAUUAAGGCAAAGUCCUGCAGGGAGAGUGCACAGUAUAGGACUUCCCUUUUUCAGAUACCAUUUACCAUUGAACGUUUGGAAGAGAAGGAAAACUCUCCACCCACACCCUUGUCCUUACCUAAAGGCAGUAUUGUGUUACAACUUCAGAACAUGGAUACUUUCUCCCCCACUGCUCACAUCAUAGACUCUGUGGAAAGUUUAUCUCCUAAGCUGUGCACGCAGCAGAUGAUGGUUCAAGCUACAGAGGAACGAAAAGAGAAUGAUACUGUGGAAAUGGUGGAUCCUGCGGAGAGUGAAGAUGAUCAUAUUUGGGUUAAGGAUGCGGCAGGAAAUAACACUCCAAUGACGAGUUUCAUGACUUGUAAUACAUUUAGUGUUGAGACGUCUCACAUGUGCAUGUCUCCUUUAGCGGAGAGUAGUGUAAUUCCUUGUGACAACAGCAGCAUCCAGGUGGACAGUGGUUACACAACACAAACAUGUGUCUCCAGUUUGAUGGAUGGAAUUGGCACGGAUGGAGUUUACAAGGAAAAUGAUGCUCAAGCUUGUGAAAACCAGAAUGGAUCUCAACAUAUAAAAACAAAGGACUUUUUGACAAUGGACGUCAAAGGACAUAGACUACUAGAACUAGAGUCUCCAGACCGUGACUGUCCUCUUAAAACUCACAAAACACAUCCUGCACUUCACUCUGGGACCUGGAAACUCAGCAGUGACCGACUAUAUAACAGAUUAAACAAGAACGUACGUCUCCAGAGUCCACAGCAACCCAUGGAUGGAAAACCUGUAUCACAUUUUUAGCAAUACCUGUGGUUCUGACAAGACAAAUGGCUUAUGUUCCAGAAUUCUGUGAAUACUGAACCUCCAAAUGUGAAGAUGUGGUGUGUGACCACUACUCGAAAGACUUAUUUAUUAAAGAGAUGCCCCCAUUUGUUGUUCUUCCGCAUCGAUUUGAUAAUGAGGUUAAGAUAUUUUAUUUCAGACAAGUUCCUGUAUGCACACCUUGCUGCUAUGUUUACAGUUGUAGAUUUUAACCUUGCUUCUAGUCCUAGCAUUUGCGUUCCCGUUUUGAUCAUUCCCUUUUGACCACUAGACACUACUUUUUAUCCUGGGCUUCUCGACAGGAGGCAGUAGAUGGUAACACAUUGCUUAGUCUGCUUAUUUCACCAUGAUUGAGGUGUGCUUGGCGGUAAACAAUAGAUGCCCAUAAUUGUGCCAUUCCUUAAAAUGCGUUAGAGGCAAGAAGCAUCUACCAGCAUAACUCAUACCUGGAUACUGAUGUCCAUCUUUUGUAAGAACGAGCCACUGUUCAUGGCCUUCUGCUGUUCUUGUUAUACUGACAGCCCUGUGUACAUUUAAUGGCUACUGCAGGUAAUGUAAAAAUGUAUAGGCUGCGUUCGGUGGUGGUGGUGGUAUAUUUUUUUUUUUUUGGGGUGUAUAAAAUGAAGCAAAAAAAAAAUCCUAAAUUUUUCGUUUCUACAGCUCUUGUGCAGACAUGAAACAAACUGUGUGGUCUGAUCCUGCAGGCAUAUUCCCUCCUAUAUGCCCUCUACUUCUGUAUAAAUGUAUGUUGGCACAAAUGACAGAAGGUAUGAAACUGUAGGAUUACACUAUAGAACAGUGGUCUCC
Molecule: messenger RNA, 2687 nt
Organism: Hyla sarda
Lineage: Eukaryota; Metazoa; Chordata; Amphibia; Anura; Hylidae
Gene: BORA
Product: BORA aurora kinase A activator
Biological process (GO): regulation of mitotic nuclear division; regulation of mitotic spindle organization; activation of protein kinase activity
Cellular component (GO): cytoplasm; nucleus
Molecular function (GO): protein kinase binding
Source: RefSeq, a predicted model, not a curated record